GGACUAUGGAUGAUAUCAGAACUGUGUGUGAAGAUCUUCCACCCAUUUCUGAGGGAGGACCAAAGUUUGUGGGAAAACUGAGACUGUUUGUUGAGGGUUGGAAGCCAUCCAUCAAUGAACUGGCAAGAGCAUGUGCAUGCAAACUCAAGCUGGACUGGACAAAAGUCCAAGGGCCACUACCUCUUACUACUGAUAUCUUUUAUGAUGCCACAGUGGGAGGCAGAUUUCAGACUGAGUAUACAAACCUGUGCAACAGAAUCGAAAAAGGAUUUCCAGUUAGACUGGAUCUCACAAAACUGUCUCAAACCAGACAGAUGGAAGGGGAGCAUGUCAACGAUUUUCUCCACAGACUUGAGGCUGUGCAUGAAGCUCAUUGCGGGAUUGACAAACCAGAGGAUUAUCCUGGUCUAGUCCUCUCAGCCUGGGAAAGCCACUUGAAGGAACGAUUCCUGAGCGGUCUGAGAAUUGAGAUUCAGAAGAAAGUGAGAGACGACUGUGUAGAAGCAGAAACUGGAAGACUCCAAACAAUCUUGGCAUUUGCGGUACAUGUUGAAAAGAGACUGAAUGAAAAGAAACAGAGAAGUAAGGAAGACAGAGAAAGAAAAGAGCAUCAGCUUCAAUGCGCAGUUUUAGAAGCUGCAAAAGGUGGUUUCGGACGUGGACGAGGUCGAGGUCGAGGAAAGGGAAAACAAAAAGGAAAAGGAAAGUCAGGUCCAGAUGGCGAAAAGGAUUUCUCAAAGUACAAGUGUUAUAACUGCAACCAACUUGGGCACAUUGCUAGAAACUGCCCUAAAAAAGGACAAUGUCCGAGACGAACAAUUUGAGGAGGAGGAGGUGGAAUGAAGGGUACAGGGAAUGAACAUCACAUCCACCAGACACCAAGAAUCCGGUAGCCUGCCUUCUUCUUACUCUGCACAAGCAGCUGAGCUUGUAGCUCUCACGGAGGCGUGUAAAUUUGCAGCAGGCCAUACCGUAACCAUUUACACAGACUAGUUUUGGGGUUGUUCACAGCUUUGGGACAUUGUGGAAGCAAAGAAACUUCCUAACGUCAUCAGGUAAGGCGAUUGCACACCACACUCUUGUGUCAGCUCUUCUGGAUGCCGUUUUACUACCUAAACAAGUUGCAGUGGUACAUGUUCGUGCACACACAAACGGCUCGUCCCCUGAAGCACAGGGCAAUGCACGAGCUGAUGCAGCUGCAAAAAAAGCUGCUAGAGACCCGACUUACUUUUCAAUACAAGCAACAGUCAUUGAACCUCAGGACGUGACUGUUGAUGAGAUUCAACAGGCUAGAACAGCCAAGGAUGUAAAAGCCUGGCGUAGUUCGGGGUGUACGUUUAAUGGGAAGAUUUGGAAAGGCCCUGAUAACAAACCAUGUCUACCUUCCUAUUACUUUCCUUAUUUUGCGAAAAUGGCCCAUGGUGUGGACCAUUGUUCGAGGGGAGGAGUGGUGGAUGCAGUUGGACAACAGUGGUUUGUUAAAGGCUUCUCAAAUUACUCACAAACUUUUUCAAAAAAGUGUUUAACCUGCCUGAAGGUAAAUUCAGCAGGUGCAGUUCAAAAAAACCCACACACACGGACAUCCAGAACCUGAUAUGCCAUUUGAUCACUUACAAAUGGAUUUCAUUGAAUUGACACCAUGUCAGAAAAAGAAGUAUGUGCUUGUGAUCGUUGACAUGUUCUCCAAAUGGGUGGAAGCCUACCCAACAACUCAUCAGGACACACUAACGGUAGCCAAAAUCCUGAUGAGAGAGAUUAUUCCUAGAUUUGGUAUUCCUAGGAAAAUAUCCUUGGACAAUGGACCCUCCUUUGUGGGAAAAAUCCUGACACACAUUAGUGAUGUGAUUGGCAUGCCAUUGCACAAACACUGCGCUUAUCAUCCACAGAGUGCAGGUUUGGUAGAGAGAACAAAUGGCACAAUUAAACAAAAAUGGAUUAAGGUCUGUCAGGAGACAGGGUUAAAUUGGGUGGAAGCCCUUCCAUUAGUCUGUAUGAGUUUGAGACAGAGAGUGUCAUCAAGAACAAAACUCUCGCCGUUUGAAAUAAUGUUCGGACGGCCACCAAACACGGGAUGUGCUCCCAAAAGGGACACAUUAGCCCUAGAAGACGAUCACAUGCACAGAUAUUGUGCAACGCUGUGUUCUGUGUUGUCUGAUGUGCACAGGAGGGUGAAGGAGUCUUUACCUAGUCCGGCAGUGACGGGACACACUGUACAACCAGGAGACUGGAUCCUGACUAAGGUCUACAAGAGGGCUAACUGGAAAGCUGAUCGCUGGCAAGGACCAUUCCAGGUGUUGUUGGUUACU
Trichomycterus rosablanca is the source of this 2306-nucleotide messenger RNA. RefSeq lists its product as uncharacterized. Gene Ontology annotation, molecular function: zinc ion binding; nucleic acid binding. Lineage: Eukaryota; Metazoa; Chordata; Actinopteri; Siluriformes; Trichomycteridae. The record is from RefSeq and is a predicted model, not a curated record. The transcript has 2 exons. Bases 6 to 824 code for a protein of 272 amino acids.